AGACAGUAUAUAGGGUUUGACUCCGCCAGAUGGGUGGAAAACUGGAGCUCGCGAGAUCAGGACGGUCUGACGAGGCUAGAAAAGGUUAGUGAGGAAAGCAAACAAACAACUGUGAGAGCGACUGAAGACUGCUAGAAACGUUUUGUCACCGCCCCCUCCUGCUACUGCUGCUGCCGCCUCAUCAGACGAACGCGAACGCGGCGCGCCUCCGUUCGCGUAAAAAACCUUUGGCUCCGUUUUUGUCGGACUGAAGAGUCGGUGCAUGUAGACAACCGAGUUAUUACAGCUAACUUCAUUUUAAAUCCUUCCCAGAACUCAGUGAAAACAACAUCAAACUGUCAAAGAUGGCUGAUUACGAAACCAUCGUUUUCUUUGACCUGGAGACCACUGGAUUAGACACUGCAUCGUGUCACAUCACCCAGCUGUCGGCCGUUUGUGAAGAGAACGAAUUUAACGUCUACACCCUCCCCCGCCGGCCCAUCGAGCCGCGCGCCAGCGAGCUGACGGGCUUCACCGUCUAUCGUGGCCGGCUGUAUCUCUGUGGAACACUUGUUAGGACCGUCUCUCUCGUUCGUGCUCUCAAGUCUUUCAUCAACUUCCUGAGCGACUUCCGCGGCCCCGUGCUGCUGGCGGCCCACAAUGCAAAGAGGUUUGAUGCACUCAUUCUCAGCAGAUUGCUGCGAAGGUUCUCCCUCUGGCAGAGGUUCCAGCAGGUGGUGUCUGGGUUUGUGGAUACCUUAAUGCUAAGCAGGAACUUGUAUCCUCGUCUGGGCAUCAAGUAUUCUCAGGGUUCUCUGGUCGACUACUUCCUGGAAGAAUACUACGAUGCCCAUAAUGCAUUGGAGGACGCCAAGAUGCUGCAGAAGCUGUUCAACUUUUGGGAACCCGACAGCUGGGACGUUGCGGACGUUACCUUCCCCACUGAAGAAUUUUAAAAAAGCUACAGAAAACAACAACAAUCAGGCCACAACAACUAAACCAUGUAAUUCCAGUUGGUUGGUUGGUUGGACAGACUGAUAUUGUGAACUUUAAGAAGAAAAUGACGUUUGAAAUGAUGUUUGAAAGUAGUUUGAAUGUCUUUUCCAGUUCCAACACAUUGAGUAUCUUGAAACAUUUAUGAUCCUUUUCAAUAUACGAUGCACCGUUAAAGUUGCCCUGUUACUGUAUGUGACAUACAUAUACGGUUUCUCACUCAAACACAUUGUGUGUAUCCUUGAGGCCUAAUGAAACAAAGAUGAUUAUUUUAUAUAUAUUUUAAAUUCAGUAUUUUUAACAUCCACACUCACUAGCUUGUAGUCUGUUUCUUCACUGACUUUGCUGGCAAAUGUUUUGCGUUUCCUUGCAUGUUACAGCCACCAACAAGAAUGUGUGUCCAUUGCCACAUCCUACAGGGUACCUUUUUAAUGGAGCAUAUCCUACACUUUGUUUGGGUGAUUAGCAGCAUCUGCCUCAUUUGUGUAUUACAAUCACUGGCUCAUUCAUCAGCUAUUUGGCUACCAGCGGACUAGUAACAGCCAGUCAUAUUUAUGCAGAUGUAUGGAGCAGCCAUUAAAAGUACACAAGAGUA
This is a messenger RNA of Perca flavescens (yellow perch), 1567 nucleotides long. RefSeq names its product exonuclease DPD1, chloroplastic/mitochondrial. Gene Ontology annotation, molecular function: nucleic acid binding; 3'-5'-DNA exonuclease activity. Gene Ontology annotation, biological process: DNA catabolic process. The record is from RefSeq and is a predicted model, not a curated record. NCBI's taxonomy places the organism in Eukaryota, Metazoa, Chordata, Actinopteri, Perciformes, Percidae. Gene Ontology annotation, cellular component: cytoplasm. Bases 345 to 935 code for a protein of 196 amino acids. The transcript has 3 exons.